Molecule: messenger RNA, 309 nt
Organism: Racocetra persica
Lineage: Eukaryota; Fungi; Glomeromycota; Glomeromycetes; Diversisporales; Gigasporaceae
Source: the annotation of a GenBank genome assembly
AACUACAACCAAUGCAAAGAAGAAAACACUAUUGACAAACUAUGGCUUACUGUCGAAAACAAGAUGCCAAUUCUUAAAGAAAGAAAUGUGAACAAAGAAACAAAUUGUAUACAAUUAGUUUCUUGUAGAGGUAUCCAUAUUAACAAUGUUGGGAAUAAAAGAAAUUACAAGAAUAAAAAUCCAGAGAUACCAGAAGUCCUAACGAAAAAAGCCAGUAUAUCGAUCGGCAACAACAGUUCUUUCUUGGAAAAUAAUCAACGUGAAAAGCAUCAUAAGGAAGAUGAAGAAAUAAUUUCAUUAGAGGCCUAG